This is a messenger RNA of Phyllotreta striolata, 2652 nucleotides long. Lineage: Eukaryota; Metazoa; Arthropoda; Insecta; Coleoptera; Chrysomelidae. The record is from the annotation of a GenBank genome assembly.
AUGUUGAUAUAAAUAAAUAUUACAUUGUGCAUUUUUGUUUUUUUAGAGUCCAAAAACUUCUCUACUAUUAAAAUAAUGGAUCAAUUCGCACCGCAUUUAAAGAAUAUCAGAGUGGCUAAUAACAACAGCAAAGUUUAUAAAGAUGAGUGCGUCUUUUCUUUCGAUAAUCCUGAGUCCGACACGGGAUUGUACGUGAGUUUAACCACCUUCCUCGGUUUCGGCCGAGAUCACGUCGAAAGGUACUUCAAUAAAACCAAUCACGGCGUAUUUUUGCACAUACGGAGAGAAAAAUACGAGGUUUCAUCACCACAACAGGGGGAUGGACCUGAGAAAAAAAUCACCCGUUUAGCGAUAGGAGUGGCUGGAGGAUUUGAUCCAGCUUCUAGUAAAAAAUUCGAGUACGAAGAGUUCUACGAAGUGGUAAUUUUGCCUAACUUCGUCGCUUUUAAAUGGCCCAACGACGAACUACCCGAUGCUGUCAAGCAAUCCGUUAAAGCCAUAAUAGACUUGCCUUCGGCUAGUAAAUUAGCCGAAAUCGAAGCUCUGAGCGGCACGUGGGACGGCGAAGUUAGAGCAGUAUCGAAAUACGCAAACGAUCUUAAACAACUCGACAAUGGCAUUAAAAUUUCACCUACCGGAUGGAAAUGUGAGAAAUGCGAUAAGACUGAUAAUCUGUGGCUGAAUCUCACUGAUGGUACUAUUUUAUGUGGUAGAAAAUUCUACGAUGGUUCAGGCGGUAACAAUCAUGCCAUCGAGCAUUACAGUACCACCGGUUAUCCUUUAGCCGUAAAAUUGGGUACUAUUACUAAAGAGGGUAAAGGCGAUGUCUUUAGUUAUGCCGAAGAUGAUAUGGUAGAAGAUCCUAAUUUGAUACAGCAUUUAGCUCAUUGGGGUAUUAAUAUUGCCAAUAUGGAAAAAACCGAGAAAUCAAUGCUGGAAUUGGAGUUGGAAUUGAACCAAAAAACCAACGAGUGGGCUGCAUUGCAAGAAAGUAAAGGUGCUUUGAAACCGAUUUACGGUCCGGGCUUCACUGGCCUAACAAACAUGGGCAAUUCCUGUUACCUAAACAGCGUUAUGCAGAUGCUCUUCAUCGUACCAGAUUUUAUAGGCAAAUAUUACGAAAACGGCAACGAAUUCUUCAACGAUGCCGGCAUGGAAGCUCCCGAAGACUUCAAUAUACAAAUGGCGAAAUUAGCGCACGGUUUACUAUCAGGCAAAUAUUCAGUACCGCCGCCUCCGGGCUCGCCCGUAGACGCCGAUCCUCCCGGAAUAUGUCCGCAGAUGUUCAAGAGCCUGAUCGGCCGAGGCCAUCCGGAGUUCUCCACCAAGAAACAACAGGACGCCCAGGAGUACCUGUUUCACAUUCUCACGCUGAUCGAACGCCACUCGAAGAACUCCCUUAACCCGGGCGAUUGCUUCAAGUUUCAAGUGGAAGAGAGGUUCCAAUGCGGCACCAGCAAAAAAGUGAAGUACUUGACGCGAUCGGAGCUCAUUUUGUCGCUCUCGAUACCCACCGAUGCUGCUGUUAAUAAGGAUGAGGUAUUUGCUUAUGAGCUGAAGAAAGCCGAAGCGGAAUCCCAAGGGAAGCAUUUGGAUCCCGAUUCGCUCGUACGACCUAAAAUCAAAUUCUUCUCCUGCUUGGAAUCCUUCAUGCAAUCGGAAGUUAUCAGCAAUUUCUACAGUUCAGCCGUUAAGGAGAACGUCACGGCUCGCAAAACAACGAGAUUAUCCUCGUUUCCCGAUUACCUCGUCAUACAUCUCAAGAAGUUUAUGCUGCGCGAAGAUUGGGUGCCGAUCAAACUGGACGUCUCCAUCGAAAUGCCGGAUUUGCUGGACAUUUCGACCCUCCGGGGCGCCGGUCCGCAGCCCGGAGAGGAACUCCUGCCCGAGCUGGAGGUCCAGCCGCCGGCUCCCGCCAUGGACGAGGGUGUUAUCAAUCAAUUGACCGAUAUGGGUUUCCCGAUCGAAGCUUGCAAACGGGCGAUAUUCAAUACUGGUAAUUCGGGAUUGGAGGCGGCUACGGCUUGGAUAAUGGAGCACAUAGCCGAUUCGGAUUUUACGGAUCCGUUCGUGCAGCCGGGCCUGGAGUGCUCGAAAUUCGAACCGAAUCCCGAGGCUUUGUCGACGAUCGUAGCGAUGGGUUUCACGCCGGAGCAGGCCAAGAAGGCGCUGAAGGCUACGGAGAACAACGUGGAGAGGGCCAUGGAUUGGAUAUUCUCGCAUCAGGAUGAUCUGGACGAUGUGAAAUCGCCGGCGCCUCCGACUUUCAGGGACGGCGAUGGAAAGUACAAAUUGGUGGGUUUCAUAUCGCAUAUGGGCACUUCGACGAUGGUAGGGCACUAUGUCGUCCAUUUGCUAAAGAACGGCCAAUGGAUUAUAUUCAACGAUAAUAAAGUGGCUAUAUCUGAACAUCCGCCGAAAGACUUAGGUUAUAUGUAUUUGUACGAACGAAUGUAAUUGUUUUCCUUUUUUUUUUUGUGGAAUAUUUUCAAAAAAGAUUCAGCUCAGGUGGGAUAUUAAAAACGGUGUAUCAAAUUUUUAUUUUAUUUUGGCAUGAUUAAUUUCGUAAAGGAAUAUUAAUUUAUCGAUCCUGAGAGUGAUUUUUUGUUGAAGUUAUUUUACGUUUUAUUGCUAAUAAAUUUAUCGCAGGCU